Molecule: messenger RNA, 702 nt
Organism: Drosophila miranda
Lineage: Eukaryota; Metazoa; Arthropoda; Insecta; Diptera; Drosophilidae
Product: TBC1 domain family member 13-like
Exons: 2
Biological process (GO): activation of GTPase activity; intracellular protein transport
Molecular function (GO): GTPase activator activity
Source: RefSeq, a predicted model, not a curated record
CGUUCCCAGAUCGACAAAGAUGUGAGGCGCCUGUGCCCCGAUAUCUCGUUCUUUCAACAGCCCACAGAGUAUCCCUGUGACAUUGUGGUGCACAGUAAAGGCGAGCACGGGCGGCGGCUUCACGAACGGGUAGUGCCCACGGUGCUCAGCUCGGCGAACGUCUAGCGCAAGGGCUUGGGCAUGACCAAGAUCAAUUUAAUCACAAAGCGUUCGGUGGAGACCUAUGCCGCCAUGGAGGACGGCCAGGAGGCCCACUGGGAGGUUGUGCAGCGCAUCCUAUUCAUCUACGCCAAGCUGAAUCCGGGCCAGGGGUACGUACAGGGCAUGAAUGAGAUUGUCGGACCCAUCUACUAUGUGAUGGCCUCGGAUCCGGAUCUCUCGUACCGUGCCCACGCGGAGGCAGACUGUUUCUUCUGCUUCACGGCUCUGAUGAGCGAGAUACGCGACUUCUUCAUCAAGACUUUGGACGAUGCGGAGGGUGGCAUUAAGUUCAUGAUGGGCCUGCUAUCCAACAUGCUGAAGACUUAAGAUAUAGACAUCUACGAGCAUCUGAAGAGCAAAGAGCUGUACUAUAGCUUCAGGUGGCUCACCCUCCUGCUCUCGCAGGAGUUUCCACUGCCCGAUGUGCUGCGAAUUUGGGAUUCGGUAUUCUCGGACGAGCAGCGCUUUGAUUUUCUCAUCAAAAUCUGCUGUUCCAUGUAA